Messenger RNA from Frankliniella occidentalis (western flower thrips), 3899 nucleotides. RefSeq lists its product as uncharacterized. Lineage: Eukaryota; Metazoa; Arthropoda; Insecta; Thysanoptera; Thripidae. Gene Ontology annotation, molecular function: 5'-3' DNA helicase activity. The coding region runs from base 16 to 2841 and encodes 941 amino acids. The transcript is spliced from 14 exons. The record is from RefSeq and is a predicted model, not a curated record.
CCCAGGCUCGAGGGGAUGCCCAAAAGGGACCCCAGGCUCGAGGGGAUGUCCAUUAGGGAUCCCAGGCUCCUCAGGCGAGAAAACCUCAUGCCGUACCGGCCCCAGCUUCUGUCAUUGAGCCCUCCGCGAGAGCAGCGCCAGUCAGAGCGUCCUCAAGAGCGCCAUCUCACGCCGCCCAGGGAACCGGGUGUGAAGAGGGGUCUCUUGAAGACUCCCCCGCACUCCAUGAGGCUGCAACACCCUAGUUACGGUGGUGGGGCAGGCGUGUCUCAGAACUUUAAAGAGGAGCGCACUCCUAAGAAGGGCCUCCUGAAGACGCCCCCGGACCACAUGCGGUUGUUACCCCCUCUCAAACAUGAUAGUGACGGCCCGAGUGACCCUGACGACGACCCGCCCCCGAAGAAGACACGUACCCUUGACAUGAAGUCAACCAUCAAAUUUUCCCCCGAAGAAAAUGAGAGAGAAACCGAUAACAGCUCGGAAGAUGAACAUGCCCACAAUACCGCAGGGCAUAAGAAACGCAUGCUUCCUCCGGCCACCAGCGUGACUAAAUACGAGGCUCGGUCUCCUCUAGAUCAGCAGGACGAGGAGCCGAGGAAAACCUACGACUCAGCCAAGAUGUCAGCAAGUUCCUCACGAGACCGAUUACUUUCCACCAUUUGUAGUUGGAACCCAAAAUGGAUCUUGAUCCCAGAAAAAUCAAAGAAUUUUCCUGAUUUGUUGAAUAAUGAAGAGAAAUACAUGUCAAAAAAAGAUUUGGUACAAUUUUCUUCUAGUCAUGCAUACUGCAAACAUUUUCAAGAUGGAUUAUUCCUUGACUUGUGGAGUAAUUUAUGUAAAAUUGUUUUACAAGCAAGAAAAAAAGGGCGAGUCUUAAUUACUGCUGAAGUUGAAGGGGAACCUCAAGAACUACCAUUGCUAGGUAACAUUAAAAGAAGGACAAUCAUCUGUCACUGUGGCACUGCUAACAAUGAUGAAAACAAAAUUUUCAAAAAAAAUGAUGUAGUUAUUGUUCAUUCUGGCAAGUACCUGUAUUUUGCUUAUGUGGUGGCAGAGCCAAAGACAAAGUGCAUAUCAGACAAAGUAGAGCUUCCUAAUUAUUUGCGUAAAGAUCGUCAUGGCAAAACAUUCACCCAUAAAUGCACCUUUCCACUUAUGGUUGUUGUGCCAAUUGAUAAUUCUGUUGAUCCAGGAAAAUUGAUUUAUAUUGAGAAAGUUAAAAAUAUUAGUGAUGAUUUGGAGACAAUGAAAAGUUUGGAAACUUUUUCAACUUUAAGCUCAUUGAGCACUCUUGUAAUGCAGCCAAUAUAUUAUCCUUCCAUGAAGACAGUGGUCGCAAAAUAUGAAGCAUUAUUGGAUAGAGAGCUUAGGCCUUCUCUUUUGUCAUUAAUACAAGACAUUAAAGGUAAUGAAGCCCCGUCAAUAAAUGUAAUUGAGGGUGGUCCUGGAACUGGAAAAAGCCAUCUGGCUGCAGUACUUGCAAAAGAGUUGUCAAGCCCAGAGAAUUAUGUAAUUCUUACAUCAAAGUCCAUCCAUGAGCUGAAUACGUUAGCCAAGCUACUUUGCGGCAGCAAGCUCAAAGUAGAAGAUAGUAAAGAAAAUAAUGCUGUUGAUGCUGUAUGGUGUGGUAGUAAACGAAGUAGGGCAGAGUGGGACAGUCUUGAGAAAAUUAGUUUUGAUACAUUAGUAAAGAAAAGUGACUCUAAAACCGAUAACACUAUUUACCGUUUAAAUGAGAAAAAAGAAAUUCUCAAGAAAGCAAUUCACAAAGAAGAGAUUGCUAUAUGUAAACUAAUUGCUUGUGGCAAAAGUGCCGAAGCUGCUUCUCUAAAGACUUCAUGCGCUAAAAAGAAAAUGGAUCUUUCUUUGAAAGAAUCUGAAAUAGAAGAAGCAAGUAAACCAGUUUUGAAAAAAUCUCCCAAUCCAUCUGAAAUUCUUCAAAAGUGUAAUAUUAUUCUGACAACGUUCAGCCCACCCCUUUACUGCCUAGAGGCAUUUAAAAACAUGCAAAGACAAUGUAGGCGUGUGGUGCUGAUUGUUGAUAAUGCUUCGGAAGUAGUGGAACCUAUUAUUAUAAGAUUAAUACGUGCCUUUAAUGUGAGCGAUCUGGUGCUCUUUGGUGAUACAAAGCAGCAUGUACCUUUUGUGCCAUCUGAGAGAGCUCGGAAUUCUGGUUUGGAUGUAUCCCUCAUGGAACGAUACUCAAGAGCAUUAAGGGAUACAGAAUUCCCUCCGAAAAGUAGGCUUUUGACAAGGCAAUUCAGGUUGCACCCUCACGUCAUGUCUCCAAUAAAUAAUCAUUUUUAUAAUAAUACAAUGAGCGAAAUCGAUCAGAAAAUAAGGACUCAUGCAUUCCAACCAUAUAUUUGGUUUCACUGUUCAUAUUUUUCUCAGGGCGAGGAAAGGUUUCGUCAAGAAGCAGAUUUUGCUGAAAAAUUGCUAAGUGUUGUAUGUAAGAUACCACCUUAUAGCUCCGAUGAUCAAAAGAUUAGAUCAUAUCAUGUACAAGUGACUUCCCUUUGCCCCAAUGUCUCCAAAAUCCUGAGCAGCAGUUCAAAAUCUCACCUCCCAUUUACUCCAUCUAAUCUCCUCAGCUCUUUAGAGUUUGAUGUCUUAAUAUUAUGCGUGGGAAGUGCAACAAGGGUGGCAGCUCAUAAAAUUAUUACUCCAUGGACACGGGCUAAAAGAUCUCUUUUUGUUUGUGGGAGUUUUGAUCAUCAGUCUGUCCGUGGACCUAUGACUCAUCUUUUAAGAAGGGCUCAAGAGAAAGGUUACUUGAAGGAGAUAACCAGUGCACAAAUAACAGAAGAAAAAUUAGAAGAAAAAAUUAAAAAAUAUUAGAUGAACGCCAAAGUGUGUUUGGUUUUUUGGGGCGCAUUAACCUUGUGAGAAUUGUUCACCAUUCUCACAAGCGUUGACUCAAUGCAAUCUUUUUAAGAGCAUCAACUUAUCUAGAAGUGCCAGAAUUAAAUUAGUUCUUCCCUACUCCCUGCCUUUUAUGUCUUUUAAAUUGUAUACUAACAUGUAUCUUUUCCCUUUAACUAAGUUGUAUUUUGGCACUCUAGAAAAUUAUCUUUUAUACAGAAAUAUGCAUAUGAAUUGGUAGUCAUUUCCUUUGCUCUGCUGAAACUGCCACUUAACUGUUUCGAGUCUGAGUACAAACUCCUUACAUCUUUUUUUUUUCUUUUUCUGUUCUCCAAAUCUAUUGUGUGGGGUGAGGAGCUUAAAAUGUUAGCUUUACUUGCUGCUUUUCCUGUUGUACUAUACCAAUUGUGUAAAUUGAGUACCAUGGAUUAGGCUAUUAACUGCACAGAAAUUUUGGAAAUUCUAUCAGUUCAUUGCAUGUGUAUAAUUCUUUUAGUUUAAUAUACCGGUAGUUUAGAUCUCAAGAACCCAGUUAAUUAAGUGCACUACUAAUAUACCAUGGAUUUUAACAUUUUAUUAUGUAUUUCAAUUGCCUGCAUUUUUUAAGUGUUAGAGUUGGUUCUUGAGGGUAGUUGUAUAUGAUUUUAGCAUCAUAAUAAUCCUAGUUUUAUUUUUUUAACCAAUACGAUUAUUAGGUUCCUGUUAAUUGCUAACACCUGAAUAAAUGUUUUAGUGUUUUAAUAUGAUGUUUGACAAAGGAAAUAAUUACUUAUGUUUAAAUGUCUGUCAAAUAUCAAUGUACAAAUCAAAUGCAUUUGUAGGUGUUGCAAUACUCAAAGUAAAAACUUGUACUUUGAAUAAAACACUGUGUUUAAUUCUAUGUAAUAUUCAUUCCUUGUGUUGAAGGAAACAAACAUAACUGAUAUGUUUCCAACAAAUACAUUUUGUGUUGUAAAUACAUUCUCUCAUUUCUUAAAUGUAAUAAAAACAAUGGUUGUAUAACAUUUAUUAAAUAACAUAGCUUAAGACUCUUA